This is a messenger RNA of Cuscuta campestris, 1514 nucleotides long. The record is from the annotation of a GenBank genome assembly. Lineage: Eukaryota; Viridiplantae; Streptophyta; Magnoliopsida; Solanales; Convolvulaceae.
CUACGUAAAACGUUUACGCCUCCGCAAGAUUUGUGCCCACGAUCGGAUUGUGGGAAUCCUAGAUUAUUAGGGUAAUAUGUCCUCCAACUGAAUCACGAAUUAUUGACCUCCGAUCUGCCAGCGUUUUGGCAACUCGUUUGGCGCGUUUGUGGAGAUGCCAGAACCUUUGCAAGUCGUCUGCCCUGGAGUAAAUCUGCCACCUGACCUACUCCCUGAUGAUACACAAGUAGAGUAUGAUCGCUGUGGGCGUCCAGCUUUGGAAGUUGACUACGAUGAUCCUGAUGAUGAAAUUCGUGCUGACAUGAGAGAUCACAACCGCUAUGCUAACCUUGCUUUGGCAUACUACAAUGACAAACAUUGCACUGACUAUAAGGUUGUUAAGGUUCCUGGAGGCCGGCAGAUCUAUGAGGUAACGGCGGGUGCUCAAGUCAUUGUUCACUGUGGCUUUUCAGCUGCACAAUCCACAGCUGCUGAGUGUGAUUCAUCAGUUAAAAGCUUUUUUGCUGUGUUGGAGCAAUCAGAACAAGAUAAUGAUGAUGUGCGUGUUAUUUCUUGUUGCAUUGCGGAUGGUCUCAAAACUGUAGGCUGUGAGGGCUGUGAUAUUACCAUGUGUGGUCCACGGGAUCCAUCGUGGCAUGAGAAGAAGGUCAAGGAUUCGAAACCUAGGGAAGAUAAAUUUCCUUUAUCAAAAUAUGCCCAUUAUUUGGCUGAUGGGGUGAGCUUGAGUGAUAAGGCGAGGUUGAGGCUUCCUUACCCAUUAUUGGCAUUGGAUUACUACAACAAAAAGCAUCGUACACACUACAAGCUUGUGGAUGCCUUGCCAUUCUACAAAUUGAUUGGGUUCAAUUUUAUGAUCCAUUUGAACUUUAUAGCAAGGAAAGAAGGUGAUGUGUCAAACACGCUCUUCUUUGCUGAAUUAGAGAUAUGCAAGUGUGGUUGGGUUGUUACUGUUUGUCGCAAAUUACACGGAUGUAAAACCACUGCUGGAUGCCAUAUCUGUAAGAAUCGUUGGGGGAAGAGAGUUAUUCAUCCCACUUCUGGAUUUCGUUUUGGGCGUUACCCUGAUGUAAAUCGAAGCCUACGCAAACGCCGCUAGAAUUAAGUGGCAAAGAAUGUUGAAGUGAUUUGCAAUUAUAGGUAGCGUGAUUUUGUCAAGUUAAUUAAUUAAGUUGGGGUUGGUUGUCCAGUACAAUGGCUUUUUGAAAUUGGCUUUUGGGCUUACCCUUUUGCGUAUGGAACCCGACGCAAUGGCUGCUAGAAUUAUGUGGGUCUUUUUGGCUUGGGAGUGUAAGUGGCGAAGAACGCUGAAGUGAUUUGUAAUUUAUGAAACUGUGGUUGUGCCUAGUUAAUUAACUAUGUUGUGGCAGUGAAUGCUGAUACACUAAGGUAUUUUGUGAACCCCUAUGUUUGGAUGUGCGUUGGUUGUCAAGUACAAUGGCUUUUGAUAUUUAAGAACCUAUAUGCAUGUGGUUGAUGCUUGCAAUGUGUGCUUUGAAUUAAAGCCUUGUUUUGUU